CCUGAGAGCAGCUUUCCGCUGGUUUUCCGGGAAAAAGGAAAACCCGACAUCUGACCCCACCCUCAUCAUUCCUCGGAAUUGUUCAUACCCAGCAUUCCGUCUCUGUGGGUUACUGGACGUCCCGCCCACCGGAGCCCUGAAAGCCUUAAAAGCAGCUCAGUCUGCAGCUCUCCUCUCACUUCACUGCUGCAGUCGGAGCUCCUCUGGACUUUGUGAACAGUGUUAUUUUUUUACUGGAUUUCCAGCUGCAAACAUGACUCAGAUCAACAGCUGCCUCAGAUGCAUCUUCAUCAUCUUCAACAUCAUCUUCGCGAUUGUCGGUGCUUUCAUCUUCGGCAUCGCUCUGCUGGCUCAGUUCUUCGCCGACAUUCACGGAGUACAAAAUCUGGAGGUUCAGACCACCGGCCUGCUCGUCCUCUAUAUCGUGGGUGCCAUCACCAUGGUGGUCGCCAUCCUGGGAGCCUACGGAGCCCACAGGGAGAGCAAAGUGGCCCUGAUGGUGUUCCUGCUCUGUAUGAUCCUGGGAUUCCUGCUGAUGCUCAGAAACGCGGUCCUUGCUGCCAUCAUGCGUCCUAAGCUCGACAGCAUCAUGGACGAGACCUUCCACAAGUUUUUCCCUCUGGACAAAUCUUCAGACACAGUAAAGAGUCUGGUUGAAGGCUAUCAGAUAACUUUUCGCUGCUGCGGUCUGUUCAGCUACAAAGACUGGGAGGACAUCCCCACUUCCUGCGUGUGCAGCCGGGAGGAGGUGAAGAAGGGCGAGUGUCAGACUGCCAAAAACAGCCUUUUGCAGAUUUUAGUGAGUCCUGAGACGUCCGUCUACACUAAGACCUGCUUUCCCAUCAUUCUGGAAAAAUCUCGGUUUGAUUCCACCAUCAGGCUCGCGGUCAGCUUCACUCUGGCUGUUCUGGCUCUCCUCGGCAUCAUUCUGUCUUCAGUCAUGAUCCAGCAGAUGCAUCGCCUCAGCAGACCCCCCGUCCUGCUGCAGCUGUCUCCACGAAAAUACGAGGAGCUGCACAAUCCUGCAGCGUGUUAGAGGAAGAGAGCUGCACCUCUCCACUGUCUCUACCUCAGGGAGUGGGAUCAGGAGUCUGUGAGGAGCUCUGAUCGAUGUUUCCACUGAAAUCCGUCUGACUUGGAUCUUCCGUCUGGAGCCGCUCUUCAGAGAAUAUCUGAAAACACAAGAAUUUAAUGUGCCAACAACUUUUUCUUUUGGCCUGAAGAUACCUUCAAACGCGUGUGCCUUCAUCCAUGUGCCGUGUUCAAGGAAAACCACACGACCUCACCGGCUUCAUGUUCUCAGUAAUAAGAUGCAACUUUUGGACACUGUGCUGUUAAUAAAGAGUCACUCAUGGAGCUCUAAAGGGAAAUAUUUUUGAUAUCUUUGUAUCAUAUUUGUAUCAUAUUUGCUUGUUCUGCUGUAAACUGAAACUUGGGUGACGCUCAGACUCAAAGAGAAGCUGUGCAGAUGUUGUCUGUGUGUCUCCCUGCUCCACAGUCUUGUUGUGUAGCUGCAGCUGUAAUUUUGUGUCACUUUAAAAUAAACCACGUUUAAGUUCA
Molecule: messenger RNA, 1560 nt
Organism: Archocentrus centrarchus (flier cichlid)
Lineage: Eukaryota; Metazoa; Chordata; Actinopteri; Cichliformes; Cichlidae
Product: tetraspanin-8-like
Exons: 9
Coding region: 254-1036 (260 amino acids)
Cellular component (GO): membrane
Source: RefSeq, a predicted model, not a curated record